Messenger RNA from Anopheles coluzzii, 2610 nucleotides. RefSeq names its product ATP-binding cassette sub-family B member 10, mitochondrial. Gene Ontology annotation, cellular component: membrane. Gene Ontology annotation, biological process: transmembrane transport. The transcript has 9 exons. Bases 104 to 2224 code for a protein of 706 amino acids. The record is from RefSeq and is a predicted model, not a curated record. Lineage: Eukaryota; Metazoa; Arthropoda; Insecta; Diptera; Culicidae. Gene Ontology annotation, molecular function: ATP binding; ABC-type oligopeptide transporter activity; ATP hydrolysis activity.
UUUCCCCCCGACGGAACUUUCUCUUUUAUUUUUGUACCACAAUAAUAAUCGCACAAGACGAUCGCGGUGCUGCUGAGGGAAGCGUGUGCAGGAAGCUUUUACUAUGUUUAUAAAUUUACUCCGUGGAAGUGAAAGUAAAAUCCGCUCGUGUACCUUUCGCCCGCUACACCACCUCGCCAGCAGAAAUGGGUUGGAAAGGACGGCAGCCAGCGGCAGAAACACGCGCCACUGUGCUGGAGGAAAGCGAUCGUACAUCAGCACAAGCCGGUACAGCGUUGCAGAAGACAGAUUUCGUAAUCGACAGCUGAUAGCCGGCAAUCUGUGGGCCGAAGCAUCUCCAAGGCGUCACCUAGCAAGCAACGGCGGGAAGGUGGAAGAGAGCGCCAAAAAUGGUGCAAUUGCCGGCAAGGAGCCGGACUCGAUUGCGAAACAGCCGGCCAAGCUGCAGCUCCGAUCGUCCGAUGUGAAGCGUUUGCUGGGCUUUGCGAAAUCGGAGCAGUGGAACAUUACAGGUGGCAUUGGCUGUUUGAUAAUUUCAUCCGCCAUCACCAUGUCGGUACCGUUCGGGUUGGGCAAAAUUCUGGACAUCAUCUACGCCAGCUCGGCCGAAACGGGCAUGGCGAAGGAGAAGCUGGACCAGUUCUGUUUGCUGCUCGGGGGCAUCUUCCUGCUCGGCGGACUGGCCAACUUUGGCCGGGUGUACCUGUUCAGCAAUGCCUCACUUCGAAUAACGAAAAACAUCCGCGCCAAGGUGUACAGCUCGAUGCUGAACCAGGAGGCCGGCUGGUUCGACCGGAAGGGUACGGGCGAGCUGGUCAAUCGGCUGUCCUCCGACACGUACCUGGUGGGCAACUCGCUCAGCAUGAACCUCUCGGAUGGGUUGCGCUCGACCGCAAUGAUACUGGCCGGCACGGGCAUGAUGAUCUACACCUCGCCCCAUCUCGCGCUGGUCGGCAUGUGCAUCGUGCCGUGCGUCGCGGGCGGUGCCGUCGUGUAUGGCCGCUAUGUGCGCAACAUUACGCGCGAGCUGAUGGACAAGUACGCGGAGAUCAUGAAGAUCGGCGAGGAACGGCUGGGCAACGUGAAGACGGUGAAGGUGUUCUGCAAGGAGCGGUUCGAGAAGCAGCUGUUUUCCGAGCAGCUGCUCGAUGCGCUCAACAUUGGCUACCGGGAGACGAAAGCACGCGCGACAUUUUACGGCAUGACGGGGCUGUCGGGCAACAUUAUCAUCCUCUCGGUACUGUACUACGGCGGCACGAUGGUGAACAACGCGGAAAUGACGAUCGGUGCGCUGACGUCGUUCAUACUGUACGCCGGCUACACCGCCAUCUCGAUCGGUGGGCUAAGCAACUUCUAUACCGAGCUGAACAAGGGCGUCGGUUCCGCUAGUAGGCUGUGGGAAAUCAUCGACAGGAAGUAUGCAAUUCCGAUCGAUGGAGGAAUUGAGGUGAGUAAUCCACCGGCGGGGCAGAUUCAGUUCCGUGACGUUGUCUUCCACUAUCCAUCCCGACCGGACGCACCGAUCCUGAACGGUGUAAACUUGACAAUCGAACCGGGUACCUCGACUGCCGUCGUGGGACGCAGCGGCUCCGGCAAAUCGACCAUCGCAUCGUUAAUGUUAAGGCUUUACGAUCCGGCACAAGGAUGCGUUCGGCUGGAUGGGACCGAUCUGCGCGACCUAAAUCCCUCCUCACUGCGGCGCCACAUCGGAGCAGUUAAUCAGGAACCGGUACUGUUCAGCGGCAGCAUACGGGAAAACAUCCUGUACGGGUUGAACAUGGGCGAGAAAAUCUCCGAAAGCGCCUUCCAGCGGGUCGUGCGGGAAGCGCACGUGGACGAGUUUGUGCGCCACUUCCCGGACGGGCUGGAUACGCUGGUCGGCCAGCGCGGUGUGAUGCUGAGCGGCGGCCAAAAGCAACGCGUUGCGAUCGCGCGGGCAAUCAUACGGAACCCCAAAAUACUGAUCCUGGAUGAGGCGACCAGCGCACUGGACGCGGUAUCGGAGGAGCUGAUACAGAACGCGCUCGAGCGGCUGACCAAGAACCGGACCGUGCUGACGAUCGCCCACCGGCUGAGCACGAUCCGCAACGCGACCAACAUUGCGGUGCUGCGAGAUGGGCAGAUCGUGGAGCACGGCAACUACGCGCAGCUGAUCGCGACCGAGGGUGGCGUGUUUCGGGAGCUGGUGCAAAGGCAAACGUUCAGCACGACGGCGAUUAGUUAAUGCGAGGUGGCGGGAUAUUGGUUUUGUUUGUAGCAGGUUUGGUUUUGCAAUUUGGGUUGUCGAGUUUUCGGCUUCGUUUUUCAUUUGUUAGAGAGAUUCGCCUUAUUUUUUUACACAUUCUCUUCCGCUGUGGUACGGUGUAAGGGGAGGGGGAUAGGAGAGAAAGACGUACAUAGUUUUGUUUUAGUAUUUAUUUACGUUCCAGGCUCGUAUUGUCUUGUGUGCCCGCAUCGCGUCAGAAGUUGUUGUUUUCCUUCCUUAAAUUGUUUCUUUCCUUCAUUACAUUACCUCACGCGCCGGAGCACACAGACAAAUGACACACUAUUAGCACAGUAACAAACUGCCGGGAAGAUGGAAAUGGAAUAGUAAACGAUGUGUAAGAGAAA